Messenger RNA from Syngnathoides biaculeatus (alligator pipefish), 4688 nucleotides. It is a transcript of the gene sik1, whose product is annotated as salt-inducible kinase 1. Gene Ontology annotation, biological process: intracellular signal transduction; microtubule cytoskeleton organization; protein phosphorylation. Gene Ontology annotation, cellular component: cytoplasm. The transcript is spliced from 14 exons. The record is from RefSeq and is a predicted model, not a curated record. Gene Ontology annotation, molecular function: tau-protein kinase activity; protein serine/threonine kinase activity; ATP binding. NCBI's taxonomy places the organism in Eukaryota, Metazoa, Chordata, Actinopteri, Syngnathiformes, Syngnathidae. The coding region runs from base 344 to 2767 and encodes 807 amino acids.
CCCCCUUACACACACUCACCGACGCUCGCGUCCACUUUUGCGAGCGCCGAGGAAGCGACGACACUUGGCCACAUUCCGGCGGAAAGCACCGCGGCGCACGGCGGCAGCACAGCCCCAGCACAGCCCCCUUGGGUCAGCCCGCCCGACUCACCUCACACGGGCGCGGAGGCGACGCUUCUCCGGCUCCUCUCGUAUUCUUUCCUUUCCGGCCCCAAACGUCGCUACGAAAUUGUAAUGCCAUUUUGUUAGCUUUCUUCGUUCGAGAAGAACCCCCGGGAGAAGAUUUAUGUGCGCUUUGUAAGGUCGCCAGCCUCGUCCCGUUCCCCGCCUGCUUCGGUGCACCAUGGUGAUCAUGUCGGACCACAACCGGGGGCCCCAGCCCGGCCCGGGGCCCCAGGGGAGGCCCCUGCAGGUGGGCUUCUACGAGAUCAUCCGCACGCUGGGCAAAGGCAACUUUGCCGUGGUGAAACUGGCAAAGCAUAAAGUCACAAAAACACAGGUGGCCAUAAAGAUUAUUGACAAGACCCGACUGAACCCGUCCAACCUGGAAAAAAUCUACAGGGAAGUGCAGAUUAUGAAGCUGCUCAACCAUCCUCACAUCAUCAAACUCUAUCAGGUCAUGGAGACCAAAGACAUGUUGUACAUCGUAACAGAAUAUGCAAAGAACGGGGAGAUGUUCGAUCACCUGACCUCAAACGGCCGCAUGAGCGAAGCCGAGGCCCGGAAGAAAUUCUGGCAGAUCCUCACGGCAGUUGACUACUGCCACCGGCACCACAUCGUCCACCGUGACCUCAAAACCGAGAACCUGCUGCUGGACGCCAACAUGAACAUCAAACUGGCCGACUUUGGAUUCGGGAACUUCUACAACGGCGGGGAGCCGCUGUCGACGUGGUGUGGCAGCCCCCCGUAUGCGGCCCCCGAAGUCUUUGAGGGCAAAGAAUAUGAAGGCCCUCAACUGGACAUUUGGAGCCUCGGUGUGGUGCUUUACGUGCUCGUAUGUGGCUCCCUUCCCUUCGACGGUCCCAGCCUUCCUGCGCUCAAGCAAAGAGUCACCGAGGGACGCUUCAGAAUCCCCUUCUUCAUGUCCCAAGACUGUGAAAACCUCAUCCGCAAAAUGUUGGUGGUGGACCCCGCAAAGAGGAUCAGCGUGGCCCAGAUCAAGCAGCACCGGUGGAUGCUGGCGGACCCCCUGGCCGCCCACCAAACCCUCAGCCACUCCCUGACCGAUUACAACUCCAACCUCGGGGACUACAGCGAACCUGUGCUGGGGAUCAUGAACACCCUGGGGAUUGACCGCCAGAGGACAAUUGAGUCUUUACAGAGCAGCAGCUACAAUCACUUUUCCGCCAUCUACUACCUGCUCCUGGAGAGGGUCAAAGAGCACCGCAACCAGCAGCUGAGCCGUCAGUGCGGAAGCUGGAACCAAAGGCAGAGGAGCGUUUCGGACACCACCGGAGCAGAGCAAGUCAUCAUGAAGGCGGACGGUUUCAGAACGGCGGCGUUCUCCAUUCCGACCAAAAACGUUCCCGCGGUCUACUCGGAGAUGGAGUGUGAUCAAGGUGGACUGUUCCAGCGCGUGGUCUUCCCCGUGGAGGCCAGCUUCAGCAGGCUGCUGUGGAAUCGCUCCAUUUCGCCCAACAGCCUGCUGGAGACGAGCAUCAGCGAGGAGGUGCGGCCCCGCGACCUGGAGGAAGAGGAGGCGGCGCAAAGCUUGGGUCCGCUGCUGCCGCCCGCCACCACCUCGCGCCGGCACACUCUGGCCGAAGUUUCCGCCCGGUUUCACCAGUGCAACCCUCCGUGUAUCGUCGUGAGUCCCUCGGACGGGGCCUCUUCCGACAGCUGCCUCAAGUCGUCCGCCAGCCCCGCCGCCGCUCCGCAGGCCCCCACGGGCGGCGACGACGUGUCGACGCCUCCGGCCUGCGGGGCCAAAGCGGGGGCCCUGCUGCCGGCUGGCGCCCCCCUGGCGUUCUCCUCUCACCUCCUGCCCCAGAUCCAGGGGAGCCUUCCUCUAGCCAGCUUCCAAGAGGGGCGCAGGGCCUCGGACACCUCCCUGACACAAGGCCUCAAAGCGUUCCGGCAGCAGCUGAGGAAAAACACUCGCACCAAAGGGCUCCUGGGAUUGAACAAGAUCAAAGGUCUGACGAGGCCAGGCGCGUCGCCCCCGGCCUCCAACCGGGGCAGCCGCGGAUCCCUGGGCCCCGCCCUCUCUGAGCACCGCAGCAUGCUGGAGGAGGUCCUGCACCAGCAACGGAUGCUCCAAAUCCAGCACCAGCCGCACCAACCUCAGGUCCAGAAUGCUCCGACGGGCCCCACCCACAAUCCUUUGCUGUUCCUGCCCCGGCGGCAGUCGUCCUCCCCUCCCCCCGCCUCAGUAUUUGCCGCCUCCCCUUUAUUCGAGGCGCCCUCCUCCCUCCUCCAGAACGCGCCUCAGCACGCCCUGGCGCCUCCCCAGCCGCUGGGCCUCCCCCGCGGCCGCUGGCAGCACGGCCGCGAGACCGCCCCCGCCUCUUUGUCUCCCGUGGCGUCCGCCGCUUACCUCCUGGAGGCCCGUCUGCACAUCAGCCCGCACGCCCAGCACCACCACCACCACCACCGGAACGCCCGCCACCACCACCACACGGGCGUGCAGCGACCGCUGGGCGCCGCGGAUUUCGCCGGCGAGCCCGCCGCCUGGGCCGUGGCCUCGGCAUCAGUCGCCGCGCCCGACGCGCAGGAGCUGGUUCUGACGGGUCAGACGCCGCUGAGCAACUGCGUGAUGGUCAAGUAGAAAGACUUGAAUGAAGCAAAGUACUCAGUGCGUACACGCUUUAGUUGUCGUAUAAGCUAAAAUAGCAAUAACCAAACAAGGUGGCACGAGAAGCAAUAGGAGACGAAAACGGGAAGACGCGCGACCUGAGCGAGGACCAAAACAUUUCACUUCUUCACAAUACGCGUCCCAAUUUGUUCGCCUUUUUUUUCCCCUCCCCAAAGACAUUUAAUAUGCUGGAUGAAACUGUGAUUUUAUUUUGUUUUUCUUGAAUAUAAUAAGCUGUUUAGCUGCAGACCACGCCCACCGCACCCCCUCAGAACACUUCCAACGUCACCCAACAAUGAAGGAAAAUAGUUCAUUUUUCCUAAGACCAAGCACAACACAUUUGGUACCUCGCAUCCGGUCCGUCCCCUCCAUCCUCAACAAUGCACCGUGCGGACCUAAAAAUCGACAUCCCGUACUGUGUGGGCCCGGUUAGAUUGAAACCCAACCGCCGGAUGGAAUAUGCAAAUGGAAGGGACGAAAGAGGUCUUCGAUUUCGCCCUGGGGAGAGACUCCAAAAUCCGUUCCUAGUCGGCCUUACCGGUGUCCCCCCUUUUUUUUGGAGUUUCUCAAAUUUGUUUGGAGGAACCGAUGGCAAUACCAACACAAAGAUGAAUACUUAAGUUUCUUCAAAGGUGCAGCAUUGUCCUGAUUUUUACAGUAUGAGGAGGAUCUCGUUUGAAGUCAGCAAAGGGCGCGCACCAGUCCUCAAGGUGUCGCUGGGUCACACUCCGGGUCGCGCAGCCCCUCGGAAGGAGGAUGAUAUCAACAAAAUAAUAAAUCUAACAGGCCCUUUUUAUCUUCACCUAGCGCACCAAACAAAAGUCCACCGAAGAACUUGAUUCCUUUCAUUUUUCCGUCCCUCUUCCGACGCUCGUUGCCCUUUGUUAGGAAAAAGUUAGCAAUAAUACAGCACUGAGGGGAAAAAAAAAAAAACAAAUGGAGGAAAAAGAACACAGGAAGUUGAUUCUGCUCGACUGGGACGCUAAGCAGGAGUUCAGGACGAUGAUGAUGAUGAUAACCGUCUCGUGAAGGAAAUUCACACCAUCCCAAGACUGCGGGAACAGUGCAAUAGCUUAACGCGACAUAGGAUGGUGACAAAUGCGCAGGUACGAGUCGUGUAACAUAGUAAGUCAAAUGACUGAUUUUUAUUGUUAUUUCUUUUUUUUUUUUUUUUGCUACCAAAGAGCCGACUAGAAUCCGCGAUAAAACACAACACUACUGAGUCGUCCACACGUAGUAGCGCGUCGCUCGGACUGCCACCGAAUCCUAAUGCUGCUCGAUGGAGAAUCUCUUCUGCCGGUACUGUCACAAUCUUAGCAAUAUACUGUAUACUGUACCCAGCAAAAAUAUGUAGAAGUGAGUGAAUCAAUAUUUAAAAAUGAGAAAGAAAAAAAAAAUAAGCUGUGUAAGAUCCUUUUGUGUCCGUUUCCACUUCCGUGUCGGAAAAAGAAACAUGGCAGUGUUGACGUCGCGGGUUGUUUUGCACUCCCCCCCCCCCCCCCCCCCCCCCGACACGUGUGCCUUUUGAUACGAACAAACGUGCAAUGUUUCGGCUCCUCGGCGACUUUGCCGCGGAAGCAAAAGCGGCGUCGCACAUUAUUUCCUGUUGCCGAAAACGGGCACGAGCGGGAUCUGUUUUGUGCAAAAAAAAAAAAAAAAAAAAACGGCGGUCCCGAGUGACUCAAAACACUAAGAACUCUUGAUCCGACGUGACCAUUAUUAUUUUUUUUUUUUUUUUGGUUUUGAUAACGAUUUUGGAUAUCAAGAAGUAUUUCAUGUUUAUCUUCCUGAUUUGUUACUUGACUUCUACUUGUGUGUGUGUGUUGAAAGAUGUGAGAAUGAAGAAAAAUUAUUUAUGUGGCUAUUUAUUUGAAUAAAGUUCACUUGCAAAAUG